UGUCGGCUCGAUCAUGUGAUCAGCUGUGUCCAAUCACAGCUGAUCGCAUGGCACUGAUGAUCAGUGUAGCCCCAGCAGUGCCACCUGUCAGUGCCCACUCAAUGUCAGCUGUCAUUGCCCAUCAAUGCCACCUGCCAGUGCCCAUCAGUGCACAUCAAUGCCACAUAUCAUUGCCCAUCUGAGCUGCCUUUCAGUGUCACCUAUCAGUGCCACCUAUCAAUGCCAGUCAAUACAACCUAUCAGUACUGCCAAUCAGUGCCACCUAUCAGUGCCUCAACAGUGCUAACACCUAACAGUGCCACCUAACAGUG
Messenger RNA from Staurois parvus, 311 nucleotides. The record is from the annotation of a GenBank genome assembly. NCBI's taxonomy places the organism in Eukaryota, Metazoa, Chordata, Amphibia, Anura, Ranidae.